CCAUGUGUUGUCUUCUCUAAAAGGCUAUGCCCAGCAGAGCAGAACUACUACAUUAGAAACCAGGUGCUUCAUAUCAUCAAGCUGGUGCAGGAAGAGUGACUCAAGGGUUUACGGCAACCAUUCCAAGUAAUCACUGAUCAUCUUAACCUCAAAUACCUCAGGGAUGCUCAACAUUUGAACCCUCGCAAGACCCAGUGGGCGAAAUUCUUUACCUGCUUCAAUCAGGAAAAUCCUGACAAUAGAUUUUUAAUGCCAAAAAGAGGGUUUGCGCUGGAGAAAGCUGUUAGUAAAUCUGGCCCCAAGAAAUGUAUUUCAUCACGGAUCUCCCUCCAUCCAGUGGCUAUACCUGCAUGCUAUUUGCCACUGACAUUUUCCAAGGCCUAUCAACUUGUUCCUUCGAAGGGUCUGCCUACUGUCCUUGAUACUGUGGAUGCAAUGUUCCACCAUAUCUUCCAGAGCUUUGGCCUUCUGGAAAGUACCCAAGAAGUUAUUUGAGGAGCUCGAGCAUUCUGCUAAACAUCUCCCUUUGUGUUCCCUGGAAAGAAAAAAAGCAUACUGGAUAGCUUAUGAACUGCUUGAUGCAUAAUGUACAGUACGCUAAAAAUCAAGAGUUUGUGGAAAAUUUCAGUUCCACUACUAUGCAGGAGUUGUGCAAAAGUUUUUAUAUGUACACCAGGUAACAAAGUUUUGAAAAUGCACUUUUGUUUUCUUUACAAUCUUUCACAGAGACUGCCCCUUUAUUUGAAUGAGUUACACCCAGGUUUAUUAUAGUUCAUUAACAAGCACUGACAAGCUGUCACUGUUAGUAUUUCAGUUGAUGGCUUAGAUAAAUCUGAAAUAUGUUAUCCUAGCUUGUUUUUUUAGUCACUCUCUCUUUGACUGUUCGUAUAAUUUAUCUUUUCCUCUUAACCUCAAUAACACAUACAGUAUGACACAGCACAAUACACCAGUGCAAAAUGGGUGUGGAGAUCAAUUGUGUUCACAUAAAAACACAGGCAAGGGCAGACUGGGUACCAGUAGCAGCUUGAUAACUUUAAGAACAUGUCAGCAGUGAAAGUGUGUAACAUCUUAAUCACAGGAGCCAAUCGGGGCUUGGGCUUAGAAAUUGUUAAGCAACUUUCUGUGGAUUCUUGUCAAAAACGACAUAUUUAUGCUACGUGCCGUGACCCAGAUGGACCGAAGUCUGAGGCAUUGAGAGAACUGGUGAAAAAGCAUCCAAGUGUGAUUACAAUCAUACGUCUUGAUGCUGAUGAUCCAUGCAGUGUAAAAGAGUCUGCCAAGAAAGUGGGUUCUCUCGUGGGAAAGAACGGUUUAAACCUUCUUGUGAAUAAUGCUGCAAUCGUGGCAAGUGGCACCAUUCAGACCAGCAGUGUUGAGGACAUGAAGAACACCUUCAACACCAAUGUGAUAGGACCCUUACUAAUCACUAGGGAGUACCUACCAUAUCUACGAACAGCAGCCAAAGCCAGCGGGACACCAGGCAUGUCCUGUAAUAAAGCAGCUGUCAUCAACAUCUCCACUCUUGGAGGAUCUAUUAGCAGAAUGCCUUCCAUGUACGAACAGUUCCCACUGUUGCCAUAUUAUGUGAGCAAGGCAGGUUUGAACAUGCUGACUGUGUUGGCUGCUGAGGAGUUAAAGGCGGAUGAGAUCCUCUGCAUGGCCCUACAUCCGGGAUGGGUGAAGACUGAAAUGGGUGGAGAAAAGGCACCACUUGAACCAAAAGAAAGUGUGGAAGGGAUGUUACGUGUCAUUGGCAGUCUUACUGAGAAACAGCAUGGUGGAUUCUUGGACUACACUGGAGAAACAAUGCCCUGGUAAACCAGGAGAACAAAAUGAGAGGUCACCAAAGAGCUGAUCCUGGUCCAAACGGCCCUAUUUAAUCUAUUAACCAAAUAAGGCCACGUCUAAUCAGAAGCACUUAAUUGCAGGCUAAUGUUUACGACAGACCCAUCACAAUUGUAAAUUUCAUACAAUAAUUCAUUCUGAUCAAUAAAGCAGUACCGUCUCUGUUUAUUUACUGUAUUCUGCAAUGACUGUGCUUAUCAGUUACACACACAGUUGAAUAAAGUUAAUAAUUAAUG
Messenger RNA from Megalobrama amblycephala (Wuchang bream), 2081 nucleotides. RefSeq names its product C-factor-like. Lineage: Eukaryota; Metazoa; Chordata; Actinopteri; Cypriniformes; Xenocyprididae. The coding region runs from base 1042 to 1818 and encodes 258 amino acids. The record is from RefSeq and is a predicted model, not a curated record. The transcript is spliced from 6 exons.